Halichondria panicea is the source of this 3193-nucleotide messenger RNA. RefSeq lists its product as uncharacterized. The transcript is spliced from 18 exons. Bases 187 to 2982 code for a protein of 931 amino acids. NCBI's taxonomy places the organism in Eukaryota, Metazoa, Porifera, Demospongiae, Suberitida, Halichondriidae. The record is from RefSeq and is a predicted model, not a curated record. Gene Ontology annotation, cellular component: endoplasmic reticulum membrane.
CGAGAUCAACACAUGGUAAUUGGGUCAACUCGUGUGUAGUACACAAGGGUUAUGUUGUGAGUACAGGGACAAAGGUAACAAAAGCCUCCAUUGACACGGUCGGAGAGUCCUGUAGCUGCAGACACACGGACUGUGCAGACACAUCGCAUCUGAAGACACUGCAGACCUGACCACACUAGAGGGGCAAUGGAAGCAUUCCCCGACAUGUACAUGAUAAUCCCAGCGGCAGUGGGGGUGGGCUGUGUCGCACUCACCGUGUUCUUCAUUUUCUGGAUUGGCCUCGGCAAGCAGCGGACAUUCGAAGAGGCCAAGGCUCUAGCAUCGAGGCAAGCUGACCUGGUACUGCAAGAGGAGUACAAGAACAGCCCUCGGGCAAAGAAAGGGAAAAGACAGUUCCCCCGCAAAAAGAAGGCAGAGCACUGGGAGGAUCCUCAGCAGGAAGAGAGCUUGGCUGAUGCUCAAGCACGGAAGGGAAUACUCAAAUCUGCCAAAGAGGCGACGCCAGAGAAGGCACCGCGUAAUCGAGUGGGGUUCAAUAUCGAUGUGGAGGGGGAGGAGGAGACUGUCACCACACGCUCCAACCCACCCACUCCGCACCCUCACAAGGUGUCUCCCAUUUUCACCAAGGAUGUUGUCCGUACACCUCAGCCAUUGUUUGAAGAACCAGAGGAAGAGACAGAGCCAAUCAGCAGUCCACCGGUUGUUGCCGUGGAGGCCAAGAAGGUUUCUACAGAGCCGCUCAAGCCAGUCAAGAGCAGUGGUAGUAAAGAGUCCCCCAAGGCUGCAGCAGGAGGGAAGAAGAAGCUCAAGGCUAAGAAAGAGGGGGAGGUCGUAGUGGCUUCCCCUGACGAUGGCUUGCCUGCCUCUCGCAUUGCUGAUAUAGUGAGUGCCAGUCCUCUGUCAGAUGAUGAUAUCCAGCAGCUGGUCUCCGCCCUACUAGAGAAGAUGAACACUAACUCAGAGUGGGAGGCGGCUAAUAUGAAAACUGAGAGCAUCAAGAGCCUCAAGAAACAUAACCAAGAGCUGCAGAAACGCUGCGAAGAAGCUGAGAAAACUGUCCAUUCUCAUAACUCAAAGAUCAAGGAGUUGAGAUCAGAAGUACAGAGGGAAAGAGUGAAGCAGCAAGCCACUGACACAAAGCUACAGGCCAAGAUCAGCACACAUUCUAAUGAAAUGCUUGCUGUCAAGAGUCGACUGAAUGGGCUGGAGGAGGAGAAUAAGACCCUCAAGGCACGAUCCACAGCCGUCACUCUGGAGACCAUAGAGAAGGAAAACCAGCAACUCAAGGGGCAAAUCCUCCAGUUGACGGCUAAUGUGAAGGGUCUCUCCACUCAAGCUAAGGAUAUGGCUGAUGAGAACGCUGGUCUCAAGACAGAGCUGGCGAGGGUACAAGAGGCCAAUGUGGGGGGUAGGGGGUUGGCUCAGGAGGGGGCCCGGGUGGCAGAGCUGGAAGGCCUGGUUAGAGACAUGGAGCACGAAAAGAAACAGCUGCAGUUGACAAUGCAAACUCUAAAUGAUGACAACUCUCGACUAAAGACAGAGGCUGCUGCCAUGACAACUACCAAUGAUACACUCAAAACAGAAAUGGCUGCUCUAGAAAAAUCCAACAGCUCUCUCACCCAGGACAAGGCGUCCCUCCUAAGAGAUACAGAGCAACUACGUUCUGAUAAAGAGCAUCUUAUUGCCGAGAACGAAUCACUAACGGCUGAAGGAUUGGCUUUAAGAGAGGAGAAGGCUGGUCUUGAAGCAGCAGCCAACCCCAUCAUUGAGGUCAAUACUGAUGAGAGCAAGUAUGAUGAGCAGCUAGCCUCGGCCGUGGCUAGUGCUCGUGAGGAGAAAGUGGCAGAGUUAACGUCACAGAUUGAGAAGUGUUCCACCCUACAAGACGAGCUCAAGGCACUCAGUGCUCAGCUGACAGGGGAGCAGACUGCUAAGAAGGAGCUUGAGGAUGAACUAGAGUCCCUGAAGCAAGCAUCUACCAAUGGUCCACCCACUGACCAACCUGACUCUGCUAAUGAUCAGGAACUUACUCGUCUACGUGAGGAGAAGGCGGAGCUUGCGGAGAGCAUCAAACAGUUGGAGAAUAAACUCGGCGACAUAAAGGACAAGAACAAUAGCCUGAGAGACAGUCUAUGGAAGGCCAAGGAUGAGGCAGCUGAGGGAGCCAAGGUGUGGCAGACACAACUCAAGGAAGCACACCACAACACAGAGGUCCAGUGUAGGGCAGCAAAGAAGGAAGCGUUGGCUGAGGCCUGGGAAAGCCAGAAGUUGUUCCUCGUCCGAAUGUUUCCCACGGUAACGGUAGAUGAGACUGACUCUGCCCGCUGGAUUGAUGCUUUUGAGGUCAAAGUGCAAGCCAUCAUCGCUGACACAGACCAACAGUUGGUGUCGCUCAAGGCCAAGGUUGCAGAGCUUCAAGAGAACGAACACAAGAGUAUCCAGGAGGCAGAGAGUCUACGUCUCACCAUGCAGAACACUAUGGGCAUCCUUGAGAGACUCCAGUCCGAGGUGGAGAGUGACAACGCUGUACACCAACGAACUCUGCAAGAUACAGAGGAGAUGUUGGAGAGAGAGCGUGGAACUAAUCGUGGUCUCCAGGAGGAACUCAGGAAAGAACGAGAAACCAGCUCAUCAAUGAAGGGUGUGGAGGAGAGACUAGAGGAGGCGGAGUCUCGACUCAAGGAGGUGGAGCACCAGUACGAGCUCUCUAAACAGGAGGCAGAGAGUCUCCGUCACUCGCUCACACAUGAGCUAGAGAUGAAAGACAAGGUGCAGGCCGACCUCGAGCAGCUACAAGAGACACAGGCUGUCGUAGAAACCAGACUGGCUGCCCUGGAGGAGGAGAAGGACAAUGCUUUUCAGCAGGUCAAACAGCUUCAGACAGAGGUUGAGCAGCUGAGGGGUGGACUGCAGGUGGCUAAAGACAUUCCUUCUUCCCCAGUCAAGGUGUUGGCUCCUCCUCAAGUUCAUACUGAAGUUUAAGCCAAAGAAUUAGGAUAACUGAUUUAUAAAUAUUAAUCUAUUUAGACCAUAAUUUUUGUAUGCAUUGUUACCUUGUUAGAAUGUAGUAUCCAUGUGUACAUGUUAUUGUGCGUCAAUCAGUCUCUAUGAUUACUGUCCCCCUGUGUGUUCAUCGACCUCAUGUGAUCUGCUCAUAUAAAUAAAAAUAAAUAAAAUGUUGUUUAAAAUUCAA